UCUGUAUAUAUACAGACAUAUCUUCUUCUUCUUCUUACAAUCGAAAAGCCUUCGUCUUUCUAUCUCUCCUCUCUCUAGAGCGCGUCCCUGCGCGUCGUCAGUAUGUUCUUAUUGACGCCAUUGAAAUUGAAUUAAAAUCCGAUUGAACUUAAAAACACACACAGAUAUUCAAAAAAAAAAAUCGAGCCUUUCGUCAGAUCUUGACGAGAUUCCGCAUCUGGGUCUUUUUUUUUAAUCUAAUCUGAUUGAGCAAAAAUGCAAUCCGACAGCGGAAAGCUUUUCGUGGGAGGGAUAUCGUGGGACACCAACGAGGAACGUCUCAAGGAGUAUUUCAGCAGCUUCGGUGAAGUGAUCGAAGCUGUGAUCUUGAAAGACCGGACCACGGGCCGCGCACGUGGCUUCGGCUUCGUAGUCUUUGCUGAUCCAGCUGUUGCAGAGAUUGUUAUAACCGAAAAACAUAGUAUCGAUGGUAGAUUGGUGGAAGCGAAGAAAGCUGUGCCUAGAGACGACCAGAACACAGUUAGGAGCAACAGCAGUAGCAUCCAAGGAUCACCAGGCGGUCCAGGAGCUCGAACAAGGAAGAUAUUCGUCGGAGGGUUACCAUCUUCCGUCACAGAAGGCGAAUUCAAGACCUAUUUUGAGCAGUUCGGGACACCUACCGACGUGGUCGUUAUGUACGAUCACAACACACAGAGGCCUAGAGGUUUUGGAUUCAUAACUUAUGAUUCCGAGGAGGCAGUUGACAGAGUACUGCUCAAGACGUUCCAUGAGCUUAACGGUAAAAUGGUCGAGGUUAAGCGAGCUGUUCCGAAGGAGUUGUCUCCUAGUCCAGCUCGUGGUAGUCCUCUCGGUGCUGGUUACAGCAGCUAUGGGGUUAAUAGGGUUAAUAACCUUUUGAAUGGAUAUGCUCAAGGGUUUGGUCCCGGUUCGGUUGGAGGGUAUGGGCUUAGGAUGGAUGGUCGGUUUAGUCCGGUUGGUGCUGGGAGAAGCGGGUUUGCGAAUUUCGGUUCUGGUUAUGGGAUGAAUGUGAACUUUGAGCAAGGGUUGCCUACAGGGUUCACUGGAGGUGCAAGUUUUAAUGGAAAUGUAGACUAUGGUAGAGGAAUGAUGAGCCCUUACUACAUUGGGAACACGAACCGGUUCGGUCCUGGGGGUGGUUAUGAAGGAGGCAAUGGAGGAGGAGGAGGAGGAGGAAGCUCGUCUUUCUUCAGUUCCGUUACACGGAACCUAUGGGGAAACAACGGAGGUUUGAACUAUAACAACAACAACGGUGCAAACUCAAACUCCAAUACAUACAUGGGAGGAACAGCAAGUGGGAACAACGCGCUAAGUGGUCCAUUUGGAAACUGGGGUGCUCCUGGAGGAGGAGGAGGAGGAGGAGGAGGAGGAGGAAACAAUGGUGUUGGUAACGAGAAUUUGAAGUUUGGUUAUGGAGGAAACGGUGAAUCUGGUUUUGGGUUGGGAACAAGAAACAUUGGGCCUAGCAAGGCAGCACCGUCGUCUUCAUUCUCUUCUGCCUCGGGGACUAACAACACAGGUUAUGAUGGAGCAGGACUUGCGGAGUUUUAUGGGAAUGGUGCAGUGUAUAGUGAUCCCACAUGGAGAUCAUCAGCUCCUGAGACGGAAGGGCCUGGUUCUUUUAGCUAUGGGAUUGGAGGAGGAGGAGGAGGAGGUCCUUCUUCGGAUGUUUCAGCUAGAAGUUCAUCUCCAGGUUAUGUUGGCAGUUACAGUGUGAACAAGAGGCAACCAAACAGAGGAAUUGCUACUUAGUUUUUGUUUUUACCACGAUAUUGUAGGCGAGCCAUCACUGUGAACGAUUAGAUGAUAUCUUCUCUCCUUGAUACAAAAGCCUAUGAGGACGAAACUUGACCAACACCAUCAGCUAGAGGCUAGAGCUAACCAGAAAAUCCCAUAGAUUUUCCUGUCAAUGGUUUGGUUUUCUAAAUUUAUUGGUCCUCCUAGGCUUCUUUUCUGUUUUCUUUUUUUUUUCUUUUUUCAAUGAGGGAUAGUGGAAACUGUAUCAGUCUCCGGCGAGGCUGUAAUACAUAAGAAGAGUUCAAAACAAAAACAAAAAAAUGAAGAAGAGGAUGAUCCUUCUUCCUGAGUUUUCUUUAUUGUCAUGUAAUGGUUCUUCUUGGUCUUGAGGGUUGUGUCUAAGGUUUGGUGUUUUGAGGCAGAUUGUACUAGAGGUUAUAUGUUACUUUUGUUUUGUGGUUUUUAAGUUUUUGUUUUUGUUUUUUUGAUAGUGAGAGAUUAUUGGAAAAAAAGGAUUUUAGCCAUUGUAGGGCUUUGGAGAAUAAGUCUGUUUGUAUGUCUUAUGCGAACGCAAGCAAACUCGUUUCUGUUCAUGUACUCUUAUCUUAUAGAAACUAUUGUUAUGUUUCAUUUGA
Raphanus sativus (radish) is the source of this 2390-nucleotide messenger RNA. RefSeq names its product heterogeneous nuclear ribonucleoprotein 1. Lineage: Eukaryota; Viridiplantae; Streptophyta; Magnoliopsida; Brassicales; Brassicaceae. The transcript has 4 exons. The record is from RefSeq and is a predicted model, not a curated record. Gene Ontology annotation, molecular function: RNA binding. Bases 256 to 1770 code for a protein of 504 amino acids.